AUGGCGGGCACAACCGAGCCGCUCCUCCUCACCCCGACGAAGCAGCGCCACCGUCGGUCUGGCUACUUCGCAUGGGGAUGGAAACUCGCCGCCGCGGCUGUUCUGGUCAUGCUGCUUCUGCUGGCUGUCGCCAGCCCUCUGCAUCACCAUAGCCUGCCGGAGACCGUCGAGCUAACCCUCCUUACCGGCGCCGUGGAGAAAGGGGCAGUGUGCUUGGACGGAACCGCGCCGGGCUACCAACUGCAGAGAGGCUCCGGAUCCGGAUCCAAAAGCUGGCUCGUCCACCUAGAGGGAGGAGGUUGGUGCAGCACACUCGAGGAAUGUUUCAACCGCGGAAUGUCUCCGUUGGGUUCGUCAAACUCCGUGGAACCAAUACAGUUCACCGAUGCUGGGAUCCUCGAUAGUGAUCCCGAACUGAAUCCUGAUUUCUACAACUGGAACAAAGUAUAUGUACGGUAUUGCGACGGGGCAUCUUUUUCUGGUGACACGGAAGCUCGUGCACAGGAUGGAAGCACAGUUUACUUCAGAGGACUGCGCAUCUAUGAAGCAGUUAUUGAUGAACUCAUGGAAAAAGGACUUGCCAAUGCUACACAGGCCCUCCUUACAGGUUGUUCCGCUGGUGGUCUAGCGACGAUACUUCAUUGCGAUGAUUUUAGUGCAAAAUUCCCUCGGGACGUUUCAGUUAAAUGCCUUGCUGAUGCUGGGUUUUUUAUUGACGUAAAGGAUAUAUCUGGACAAAGGUCCUUUUGGUCUCAAUAUGAUAGACUUGUUCGCCUCCAGAAUGUUAGCGAAGUGUUGCCCAAGGAGUGCCUUACAAGCAAGAACCCAACUGAGUGUCUCUUCCCGGCUGAGAUAAUUAAGAGCAUCCGCACCCCCAUGUUUAUUCUCAACUCUGGAUAUGAUUCAAAGCAGAUACGACUGAAUCUCGCACCAAACACAUCUGGGCCUGAUAACGCGUGGCUGAGUUGCAGGGACAACAUCCGGAAUUGCAAUUCCACACAAAUUGAAUUUCUUGAUGAGUUCAGGAAUACAACGGUCAAUGAAUUGAAGGUCGUCUAUGAUAAGAAGGGAUGGGGCAUGUUCAUUGAUUCAUGCUUCACCCACUGUCAAACAAUCUAUGGUAUCUCUUGGAAUUCACCUGUCUCCCCGAGGCUUGGAAAUAAGACAAUUGCAGAUGUUGUUGGAAACUGGCACCGUGGAGGGGGCCAAGGAGUGAAAGAGAUUGAUUGCGAGUAUCCGUGCAACCCAACAUGCAGCAGUCUAUUGCAUACAUGA
Lolium rigidum is the source of this 1275-nucleotide messenger RNA. Its product is annotated as pectin acetylesterase 5-like. NCBI's taxonomy places the organism in Eukaryota, Viridiplantae, Streptophyta, Magnoliopsida, Poales, Poaceae. Bases 1 to 1275 code for a protein of 424 amino acids. The transcript has 12 exons. Gene Ontology annotation, molecular function: hydrolase activity. The record is from RefSeq and is a predicted model, not a curated record.